This is a messenger RNA of Girardinichthys multiradiatus, 2040 nucleotides long. Its product is annotated as beta-1,3-galactosyltransferase 1-like. Gene Ontology annotation, cellular component: membrane. The record is from RefSeq and is a predicted model, not a curated record. Gene Ontology annotation, molecular function: N-acetyl-beta-D-glucosaminide beta-(1,3)-galactosyltransferase activity. The coding region runs from base 529 to 1590 and encodes 353 amino acids. NCBI's taxonomy places the organism in Eukaryota, Metazoa, Chordata, Actinopteri, Cyprinodontiformes, Goodeidae. The transcript is spliced from 5 exons.
GCAGGCGUAGAGCAGUGUAAACGCAAGAGAUAAUGGGAGAGAGCGAGAGAGACGGAGAGAGAGAGAUUUUACUGCCAUAGUUUGACCACAGUGACUGAGUAACCAGGAAGAUGUACCAACAAACGGUUCUCACCAGCAGUUGGUUACCUGCUUUAAUUCUUCUUGUACAUGUUUCCUAAAGAUAUCUUCAGAGCGAGCAGUGCAUGGUAUCAGAAAGAAGCUGGAUGUUUGUUUCAGACACUUCCUCUCCAACCACUGCACACCUGGUGACAGUAAGCAAGCUGAGGCACAUCCUCUUUCUGACUAGACUUGAUAGACUUCUCAGAAGUUAGUGUUCCUCUUUAAUGAUGUUGGCGGAAGCUUUGCCAAAAAAGCUGGUCUGGCAUGCUCCCUCCCCAGUCACAACAUGUCUUCACUUGUCCUUUUUCACCUAAAUAAGACGCGCUGCUUUCACUGGGGUGUUCAGAUUGUGACAAGUUCAGUUCCUGGUUGUUUCCUCUCGAAGUGUGUGCAGCUUUAUGUCUCUCAAUGGAAAGUUACCACUUCAAAUGUGAAAAGGCUCCAUGGAAAGGAUCUAGGCAUUGGUUAUACUUUGCCAUGCUCUCCCUAAUGAUGGGAGUCUUGAUUUUCUACAGCUGGUCAUCACUAACCUUGUUACCUUCACUGGGUUGGAGGGAAGACUCUUUAUCGAGCUACAGUGACGGCAACAAGACGACCGCAGUUGAAAUUAUUUCUCCUCAUCAUUUACCCUCACAAUUCUUUGUGGAAUAUCCUCACCAAUAUCAUUUCAUACUGGAUGAACCAAACAGAUGCCGACAGGAGAGUCCCUUCCUGGUCGUCAUUAUCCCAGUCGCCCCACAAAGCAGAGAGGCCCGUGACAUCAUUCGCAGCACAUGGGGAAAAGAAACGCAGGUGUUUGGCCAGUUGGUCAGCUACUACUUCCUCCUGGGAAAGUCUAGAAUAGGCAAUGACAGAGAACCGCUUGAUGAACAGAUUUUACUUGAAAGCCAGAAGCACCAUGAUGUCCUCCAGAGUAACUUUUUGGACAGCUACAGAAACCUCACCAUUAAAACAAUGGUUAUGUUGGAGUGGCUCAGUACUCACUGUCUCAACACCUCAUAUGCUAUGAAGAUCGAUUCAGACACCUUCCUUAAUGUACACAACCUCGUCAACAUGCUCCUGAAAGCCCCCCACCAUGACUACAUGACAGGCCUGGUGGCAAGGGGUGCUACGGUUCUUCGAGAUCCUAACUCAAAGUGGUUUUUGUCUUCUAAUGCGUUCCCUGAGUCAUCUUACCCUCCGUACGCCCUGGGGCUGGGCUACGUGUUCUCCCUGGAUUUACCCAAGCGACUACUAGAGGCAUCAAGAUAUGUUAAGGCUGUUUACAUUGAAGACGUGUAUGUGGGUUUGUGCAUGAGACAUGUAGGGGUUCCACUGACAGAUCCACCUCACAAUGGUUUAUUUAUGAUCACCCUAAACAAACCAAAUGUUUGUUACUUAGCUUCUGUCAUCACUACAUUACUGCAGGACUCUGAGCAGAUUUUGGAUGUAUGGAAGGUUUUUAAGACUCAACCAAGAAGGGACUGUUAGACCUCCAAAGUUUGGUGGCCUUUUUCUCCCACAUACAAAAUGUACCCUGUUGGGUGGUACAUGUUAGAACACCAGCCGGUGUACUUCACAGAGAGACCUGAUGAUUGUCUCUACUCUUCAUUUUUGUCUUCUGAAACUAAAGCCGUUUGCAGGAGACGGAGUAAAAUGUUAUUCUGAAGCUGUAUGCAAAUACUGUACAUUAUUACUUCAAAUAUAAUUUAUAACUUCUAAGAUUUUAUAUGGUGAUUUGUUAGAUUUUAAGAGAUUUUUAUUCAACAGUCAGAGCUUAAAUGGCUCAUGGAGUCAGGAUGAGCUAUUACAAGUGUUAAAGCUUAGUGUACUUAACCUUUAAUGCUACUGUUCCUGUGCAUCAUAGGAGAGUGUCUUCCAAGAACGCUACUAUGUUUGCUUUGUUCCCGCAAUUUGUGAAAUAAACUGUUUCUGAUUUUU